Ictalurus furcatus (blue catfish) is the source of this 1988-nucleotide messenger RNA. It is a transcript of the gene isoc2, whose product is annotated as isochorismatase domain containing 2. Lineage: Eukaryota; Metazoa; Chordata; Actinopteri; Siluriformes; Ictaluridae. The coding region runs from base 1253 to 1792 and encodes 179 amino acids. The transcript is spliced from 6 exons. Gene Ontology annotation, cellular component: cytoplasm. The record is from RefSeq and is a predicted model, not a curated record.
CAAGGCUUCAUUCACUUGCUGAUCUGUGCACAAGGGUGUUUGAUGAAAAACUUUAAACACAGAGGUGAGAAACUGUAGCAAGCUGAUACAUGACCACGAGAUCUGACAGCCAGAAACUUCAAGACUGCACUUCACGCUGCAAAUUACUUUAGUGUGAGCAUGAAUCAUUUUAGCAUGUUGUCUAAGUUCACAGAAGUGAAGGCAGGGACACUACAGGGACAUUUAUAUAUAGGGACUUUUUUUAUUAUUAUUAAUUUAUUUAUUUAAUUUUUUCAAUCAAUAGAUAUCACAGUCAAUCUUUUUCCAGUGAAUUACUGAUAUUAUUGCAAGUGUUUUUUUUUUGUUUUGUUUUUUUUGCAUUGGAACUUGCAUGUAUUUAUGCAAAUGAAGCAUUAUCUAAUUAAAUAUGUGUAAAUCUGCAUAUUUUAUAAAAAAAGUAGUCUUAGAAUUAAAAAUUACAAAGAAUUUCCCUGAAAGUACAUUCUUUAGAGAAAGAUGUUUACAACGCAAUUGGAAAAAAGCUUUUCUUUACUGUUUCAUCAAGAAAACACCAGUGGCUGUCAUAAAAUAAUAAUAAUAAUUAAAAAAACAUUUUUAAUGACAUUUUUAAUGACAUGUAUCAGAAUAAAUUUUAUCAAACACCAAACAGUAAUCAACCAGGAAUUUUUGUUUCUAAAUGGGGCAGGCACUGUUCUGAACAGAUCUUAAGAAAUAUGAGUUUAAAGUUCCCUGAAAUGGGAGUUCCACUGAAACAGGACCACGUAGCAUUAUUCCCGCCAUGAAACACCUAGCAUUAAUCAAUGUGUUUGCAUAAUUUCCACUGAAACAGGACGUCAUGGCAGGAUAUAUCGAGUGGCCCCACACCCUUUUUUACAUAGCCAGUAGCGUUUAGCGUACCUCACAGCCAAGAAACUUACAACUGUUGGGGGCGGGACACUUCAGAUUCUAGAGAGCAUUUGAUUGGACAGAAGAUCUGAUGAGAAGCCGAAGUGCAGGUUAAUGUCCUCUAAAUUGUUGAUCCCUACUGGUGGUAGAGAGAGACUGUACAUUUUGAAUGCAUAGGCUAUAAUCUUCUAAAUGUGGAUUUUGUCAUUGUUUUGGAGCACACUAGCUUUUAGAUAAACUUAAGGCUGACAUAUUCAUACUAAAAGCCACAAAACUUCCAUUUUGAUUUUAUGGGGACUUUAAAGGUGCAUAAGUGGCACACAUAGGAAGGCUGUCAUCCAAAAGCUCAGUGCUCUUCCUGUGUGAUAUGCAAGAGAAGUUCAGACCAACAAUUUUCCAGUUCUCCAAUAUUGUGAGUAAUGCAGCAAGACUUCUACAGGCUUGUCGGAUCCUGGGUAUUCCCCCAAUCUUGACUGAGCAGUACCCUAAAGGCCUGGGUCCAACUGUGUCCGACUUAGGCGCAGAGGACCUGAAGCCCCACACUAAAACCCGCUUCUCCAUGCUAACAGAGAGCGUAGAGAACGAGCUUAAAAGCCUGGGGAGCCCCAAGCAGGCCAUACUGUGUGGCAUUGAGGCCCAAGCCUGCAUUGCUUGUACAACAUACGAUCUUCUGGACAGAGGUAUGGAGGUACAUAUCGUCGCAGAUGCUGUCUCAUCUCGGAGUCAGACAGACCGGCUGUUUGCCCUCUCACGCCUAAAGCAGAGUGGAGCUUUUCUCACCACCACAGAGGGCGUAAUGCUGCAACUUGUACAGGAUGCCAAGCACCCCAACUUUAAGGAGAUCCAGAAGCUUUUAGCACAUCCUUCUCCAGAUACUGGUCUCAUCAACUUCUUCAGCUCCCUGUAGGAGGAACCACACUACACCAUCAACAGAUGUCUCAUAGAAGAAGACGACAGUUUCACUAGUCAUUGAAUUAUUUAGAUUUUGGUCAGAUUUAAAAUUAUGAUUAUUUUCUUUGUUUAAUCUUUCUCAUAGGAGUUAGAGAAUGUUUUGUGUAUGCAUUGUUGUUAAUACAUGAAUAAAUGAAGAUGGUCCAUACAGA